AUCUGACCUCCUGAGGCAAGUGGUACUUUUUAUGACAUCCCUGAGCACUGCGAUAAGCGGACAACAUGAAGGCCAUAUCUGUUCCAUUGAGGUUGUUUGAUAGAAAUUCAGCCUCAGGAGACACUCUCAAUGUUCAAGCAGCAAAAUAUCAGCGACAUAUGGAUCACCAGGAGAGCCCGGAUCACUCUGGACACAACGACAGCCGAACAGUGGGCGACAACAGACAAAAUGAGAAGAGCCAUCGAGGAGUUCAUUUUGCAUUUCUGCCAGAGACGUACGAGCUGCUGGUAGAUGAGGAGCAAGACGAGGCAAAAGAAGAGAAGAAGAAAAGGAAGAAAGAAAAGUACAAAAAAGUCAGGAAGAAUGUUGGCAAGGCUCUGCGCUCCACCUGGAAGUGUCUAAUGCUCGGUCUGUACAAUUUUGCCCUGGGCUACUCUACUCCGAUCACAGUGGCUGCUACUUUUGUCCCUGAUUUCCACCACGGCAGGAACAAGCCCUGAGCUAGUGAUACCUCCUCCUUUUUCUAGCUGUACAUACCAGUGAACCAACGGACACAAGACUUUUCAUAUGUGUAUAAUAUUUGUGUAUGAGAAUGUAUUUUGUUACUAAACAUUUUAAUUACAAUAAGCUUGUUUGCUGUAGGAACUGAAAAAAACACUUUUGUAAGACAGACCUUUUUUUUACCACAUUGGAAAAAAACAGGUGUUUUAAUAAGACUCAGUGCACUAAUCAACUGUCAUGUAUUUCUUUAUUUACACCUGUACAUGUGUGACAUGUUGGUGUUAACAAUCCUAAUGUCCUACUGUUGGUCAUAAUAUGGCACACUAAGCUUUGCAAAAUGUGCACAUGAUAGUGUAUUUAGUUAAAUUGUCAGAAACAAUUGCUCUGUGUAUAGAUAUAAUGCUUUAUGUAGUGCCUAAGUUACAUAUUUCUCAUGCAUGUAUUGACUGCCUUUUUCAACUUUUUUUUAAUUUGAUAUCAAGCAUCAAGCUGGUGUUGGCAGCUGUGCAGAGGGAUAAUGUGGGAGAUACCCUUACAGGAAUGUGAUCAUCACUUUCUGAAAAGACAUGUUAAGUUGAUCAGAAUGUAUUUGUGAGACUAUUGAAGGUAGUCAUUGUCAUCUGAACAUUUCAGAGUAACUGUAUGUGUGCGAGUCUGAUUAAGGUUUUGCAAGUCUUGAUAUUUGUAAGUUGAAGUUUGAUAAAAUGUUAAUAAACUGUAAGACAAACUUAA
Trematomus bernacchii (emerald rockcod) is the source of this 1233-nucleotide messenger RNA. RefSeq lists its product as uncharacterized. The record is from RefSeq and is a predicted model, not a curated record. The transcript has 2 exons. NCBI's taxonomy places the organism in Eukaryota, Metazoa, Chordata, Actinopteri, Perciformes, Nototheniidae. Bases 66 to 500 code for a protein of 144 amino acids.